Suillus paluster is the source of this 1272-nucleotide messenger RNA. RefSeq lists its product as uncharacterized. Lineage: Eukaryota; Fungi; Basidiomycota; Agaricomycetes; Boletales; Suillaceae. The transcript has 2 exons. Bases 1 to 1272 code for a protein of 423 amino acids. The record is from RefSeq and is a predicted model, not a curated record.
AUGCGCCUAGUUCUUUGCAUUCUUUACCUUGUUCGAGUGAUCCAAGCCUCAGAUACUCCUGAUUCAGCUUCUACUAGUGAUGGUUCUGAAACUCCGUCAUGCGCGAAUCACAGAACCUUGUGGAACAUCGUCUCGACUUGCGCUCUAACCAUCUUUGCGUGCACAUACAGUGCCAUGCACGUCAAUAUUCCGAGUCCCAAGGACAGCCCCGUUCGUGUAUUAUUGCGACGCGCUUACUUGAUAUUAUUUGCCCUAUUCGUUCCUGAGCUGCUCGUUGCAUGGGCGAUGCGCCAGUGGCUCUGGGCUCAUUAUGCAUGGACUCAGACUCACAGCUUCUUUGCGCUGAUGGGUGGUUUCAUGCUCUAUGUGGACGAUGAACCCUACCAUAUACUAUUGCCUAAUCAACUUCUUAGUCUGGUGGAGGAUGGAUCUAUUGAUCUCCCUCGUCUGACGGCAAAACAGAUCCACGACCGGAGCAAAGGCAAUGCAAUAUCAAAAGGACUGAUUGUCCUUCAGGUGGCUUCGUUUAUCCUGCAGCUCAUUUCCCGCGGCAUUUAUCACCUGGAGAUCACGCUUUUUGAGGUGGGGACACUUGCUUUUGCGGUUCUCAAUUUCAUUACCUAUGCUGUGUGGUGGAAUAAGCCUCUCGAUGUACAAUGUUCCCAUCCAGUCUACUGGAAGUCCACCAAGGCCAAGCUGGCAGAGGUCAGCUUUGAUGGGUACAUCUACGCCUCAAUCAAUUCUACCGCUGCUGAUUAUGUUCUCCUUAGUGUCUCUGAAAGAGACCUUCCACUAUCUUUGGAGAUCAUCGCUGUUUCGCUCCUUGACUCAACUGUGCGACUUGCUGGCUUUGAUACAACAUCCCCUCAACGGCUACGAGUCGCAGCGUUAGAUGGCGACAUCAAACUAGAUCCCCGGGAAAGUGAUGUUCUUACUUUCGCUGGAUUUGUGAUGGGAACCACGUUUGGCGCCAUCCACUGUGCCGCUUGGCUUUAUCCCUUCCCCACAUACCCAGAGCAGGUCUUAUGGCGCGCAAGUGCCAUCUAUAUUACUUUCGCGCAAUGGUUUCAUUUGCUGGUAUACCUCUUGUUUAUACCGAAGACUGACAAAAAGAAAACCCUGAGGCUUGUGUUUAUCGCAUUUUUUCCUGGGAUCGUGUCGUACAUAGCAGCACGUUCCAUCCUCUUCAUACUCAUGUUCACCACUUUACGCAGUCUUCAUGCUGACAUAUUCAAGGCGGUGUCGUGGGCUAAUUUGGUGCCGCACCUGUAG